AAGUUUGUUUGUAAACUGAACUGACGUUUAGAAGCGAUUUCAAAUCCGCGUUUUUAAAGGGAUCAAAGCUGACCCCACGGCGUCUCUAAUCUAAUCUCCUCCGUCGUGAACUCUGAUUCCUCCCCUCCCUCCCAAGGCAAUGGCGUCGAACAGCAGAGAAGCGAGGAGGCGGAAGAUCUUAGAAAGAGGAUCCGAUCGUCUGGCUUUUAUCACUGGUCAGAUCAACGGCGUUCCUCCUCCUUCUUCCGAUCCCACUUCCCUUACUCAAUCUCAUCUCCGCACUAGUGAUUCCUCACUGGAGAUGAUUCCGCCUACUGAUCGAGAAACAGCUUUCAUCAGUCAUCAGGAAAAUAUGGAUCGUAUCAUCCAUCCAAGCAGAGCAGAAUCUCCUCAGCCUCUCAAGUAUACACAAACGUUGGCUGCUUCAGACCCCAGAGAGACAAGGGUACAACAGUCUCAAGCAUUUACUCCUCUGGUUAGUUUUGUGAACACCAUCACUCCAAAACAAAUUGGAGCCGCCAUUGAUGCUUCCGAAUACGGACGGAUGUUCUCAUCUCUUUUGAUCGCCCUUCUUGUCCUACUAUCUCAUCUCGGCUUCUCUUCCCUGGGCAGCAUUGUAAGCUUCAGACCUGUCUUCUUACUUCUCUUGACCGAUGCCACCAUUGUGCUGGGACGUGUUCUGCUCAGCCAUCAUGGAGAUCCUUCCUCGGCUUCAAGGCGAGAAAACUCAGUAAUGAAUGGACAACAAGGCAUAGCGGACCAAGUGGGCAACGCCCUGGAGAUGGUCCUGACGAUGAAGAAGAUAAUGAACGCUGUUUCUAUGGAUUUUAGCUUGUACGCUGUGUUUCUCAUAUGCGGCCUCUUGUUCACAUAAACCAUCUUUGCUUAGCUCCUCCUUCUAGGUUUGUGUUUUCUUAUUUAUUUCUCUUACUUUUUUUUAUAGAGUACACUUGUGUGUGUCAAAACAUAUGUAAUCCAGUAUUUGGUUUGUUUGAUAAUAAAGACAAGCUUUAAUGUCUUA
Molecule: messenger RNA, 1021 nt
Organism: Raphanus sativus (radish)
Lineage: Eukaryota; Viridiplantae; Streptophyta; Magnoliopsida; Brassicales; Brassicaceae
Exons: 2
Coding region: 140-874 (244 amino acids)
Source: RefSeq, a predicted model, not a curated record